This is a messenger RNA of Chenopodium quinoa (quinoa), 483 nucleotides long. RefSeq lists its product as uncharacterized. The transcript has a single exon. The coding region runs from base 1 to 483 and encodes 160 amino acids. The record is from RefSeq and is a predicted model, not a curated record. NCBI's taxonomy places the organism in Eukaryota, Viridiplantae, Streptophyta, Magnoliopsida, Caryophyllales, Amaranthaceae.
AUGAGAAGAUUAAACCUUGAGGUUGUUAAUCAAGGAGAGUUAGAGGGGUUGCUAAGUGCCUUGAAAAUCCAACCAUCCAUAUUUGAGGAGAUUAUAGUGAAGCAGUCGGAAGAUGAGUCAUUGCAGAAAAUCAGAGAUCGAAUGACUAAUGGUGUAGAGACUGAAUUCAAGAUUCAUGAAGACGGGAGUCUGCGAUUCAAGGAGAGAUGGUGCAUACCACAGAAGUGCAAAGACAUAAAAAUAAAAAUCAUGAAGGAGCGCCAUAAUACACCAUAUUCAGCUCACCCUGGGGGAGAUAAGUUGUAUAAGGAUCUGAAAGAGUUCUAUUGGUGGCCUAAUAUGAAGAGAGAGGUUGCUGAGUUUGUAUCAAAGUUUCUGACGUGCCAGAAGGUGAAAAUAGACCACAAAAGAUCCAUGGGAAAGGUGCAACCAUUAGAAAUAUACCAGGUUGGAAGUGGGAUUCCAUAUCCAUGGACUUUGUAA